UCGGCAUAAUACGUAUUAUGACCAUCUAGCAACAUUCUAGUGAAUCCUCUAGUGACACGUCCACCUACCCUGUCAAACUUCCACGGUUGCUCUGAAUUUGCACGUCAAUUUUUCAUGUUUAAUAAUGCCGUUGCGAUUGGAUAUCAAGAGGAAGUUGACGGCGAGGUCGGACCGCGUCAAGUGCGUGGACCAGCACCCCUCCGAGCCCUGGCUGCUGUGCUCGCUCUACAACGGCGACGUCAACAUAUGGAAUUAUGAGACACACUCACAAAUCAAGAGAUUCGAGGUAUGUGACCUGCCAGUGAGAGCAGCUAAGUUCGUCCCCAGGAAGAACUGGGUAAUCACAGGCUCUGAUGACAUGCAAAUACGUGUCUUCAACUAUAAUACGUUGGAACGAGUCCACUCAUUUGAGGCGCACUCAGAUUACGUCAGAUGUAUUGCUAUUCACCCCACACAGCCCUACAUCCUAACAAGCAGUGAUGACUUGCUGAUAAAACUAUGGAACUGGGACCGCAACUGGGCCUGCCAGCAAGUAUUUGAAGGCCACACCCACUAUGUUAUGCAGAUUGUCAUCAAUCCAAAAGACAACAAUACAUUUGCUAGUGCAAGUCUGGAUACCACUGUCAAGGUGUGGCAGUUAGGUUCUUCCAUCUCAAACUUUACGUUGGAGGGUCAUGAGAAGGGUGUCAACUGCGUGGAUUACUACCACGGUGGUGACAAGCCUUACCUCAUCAGUGGUGCUGAUGAUCGCCUUGUAAAAAUAUGGGACUAUCAAAACAAGACGUGCGUCCAGACUUUGGAAGGUCAUGCACAGAAUGUGUCAGCUGUGUCUUUCCACCCUGAGCUCCCGAUCCUGCUGACUGGUUCAGAGGACGGCACUGUCAGAAUAUGGCACGCUGGUACUUACAGACUUGAAUCCUCGCUAAAUUAUGGAUUUGAGCGUGUCUGGACUAUUUCCUCCAUGCAUGGUUCAAAUAAUGUAGCCAUUGGGUACGAUGAAGGCACCAUCAUGAUCAAAGUGGGCAGAGAGGAGCCUGCAAUAUCCAUGGAUGUCAAUGGCGGCAAAAUAAUUUGGGCGAAACAUUCCGAAAUGCAACAAGUUAAUCUGAAAGCAUUGCCUGAAGGUACAGAGAUAAAGGAUGGCGAGCGAGUGCCAGUUAUCGCCAAGGACAUGGGCUCUUGUGAGAUUUAUCCUCAAACCAUAGCACACAACCCCAACGGCAGAUUUGUCGUCGUAUGCGGUGACGGAGAGUACAUCAUCUACACAGCUAUGGCUCUAAGAAAUAAAGCAUUUGGGACUGCGCAGGAGUUUGUGUGGGCAUUCGACAGUUCAGAGUACGCCACAUUGGAAAAUUCCAGUACUAUCAAAGUGUUCAAAAACUUCAAGGAACGAAAGAGUUUCAAGCCAGAAUUUGGUGCUGAAGGAAUUUUCGGUGGCUUUAUGCUUGGAGUCAAAUCCAUCAGUGGCAUGGCGUUUUCAUUCUAUGACUGGGAACAUCUCGAGCUUAUUAGACGCAUCGAGAUCCAGCCGCGCCACGUGUACUGGUCGGAGAGCGGCAACCUGGUGUGCCUAGCGACUGACGAGACCUACUACGUCCUGAAAUACAACGCCGCCGUGGUCAACCGCGCUCGGGACACCAACUCCAAUUUUACUGAGGACGGCAUCGAGGACGCUUUUGAGGUUGUCGGCGAGGUUAACGAAACAGUGAAAACCGGCCUGUGGGUCGGCGACUGCUUUAUCUACACCAACUCCUUAAACAGAAUAAACUACUACGUCGGCGGGGAAAUCGUCACCAUCUCGCAUCUCGACCACACCAUGUAUAUCCUCGGCUAUGUCGCCAAGGAAAAUAGGCUGUACCUGAACGACAAGGAGCUGAACAUAGUGUCGUAUUCGCUGCUGCUAUCGGUGCUGGAGUACCAAACGGCUGUAAUGCGCGGCGAUUUCGAGACCGCGGACCGCGUGCUGCCCACCAUCCCGCACGACCACCGCACCAGAGUCGCGCAUUUCCUUGAGAAACAGGGCUUCAAGCAACAAGCUCUCGCUGUAUCCACUGAUCCUGAGCACCAGUUCGAGCUAGCGUUGUCGUUGGGCGAGCUGCGGCGCGCGAGGCAGCUGGCUGAGGAGGCGACGGUGGCGGAGGGCGUGCCGUCGACCACGUCGGCCGCGCGGUGGUCGCGGCUCGGGUCCGCCGCCGCCGCCGCCGCCGACACCGAGCUGACCAAGAUAUGCUACCAGAACGCCCACGACUACAGCGCCCUACUUCUCUUUGCUGCCAGCACCGGAGACAAAAAGCUGCUGCAAGAUGUAGCGCGGAUGUCCGCUCAAGAAGGAGACGAUAACAUCGCCUUCGUCGCCUACUUCACACUCAAUGAACUCGACGAGUGCCUGAAUCUACUCAUCAAACGCGAAAAGCUACCAGAGGCCGCCUUCUUUGCCAGAUCAUACAUUCCUUCUAAAAUGUGCGACGUAGUUAAACUAUGGCGGGAGAGUGUGGGAGCCACGAAUAAGAAAUCCGGCCAAUCUCUGGCUGAUCCUGAGCAGUAUGAGAAUUUAUUCCCCGAGUUCGCAGAAUCUUUAGAUUUAGAAAAGUUCCAAAACGCGUUUGGGUUCGAGCACAGUACCAAACUGGACCUGCUGCUACCAGAUUCGAAACUGUGCAACAUCGACCGAGACCUCGCGAAGGAGAAACAAGCGGCUGAAUCACAAGACUUAUUCAAGCCGGGACCUUCUGCUGAAAGACAAAGAGAGAGUAUUGUAGUCCGACAACCCGCCGACAGUACAACAGAAGAAGGCCCGAAGGACGUAAAAGUGAAGCGCAAAGACUCCCUCGACAUCAUGGAGGAAAUAGAGCGGGAAAUAGAUGAAAUGGCAUUAGAGGAUACUGUGGAAAGCGUGGAUUUUUCGGAUGAAGCCGACCUGGUCGACUAAUGUCUAAGUGUAUCUAGAUUUUUUAUUUUAUAUUAUAAAAGUAAUAACGAUCAUAAAGUAUGUAUUUCCUAAAGUGCUAAUACGUUUUAAGAUUAAAGUAUUAUACAGAUUUUCUUUCCGA
This is a messenger RNA of Pectinophora gossypiella (pink bollworm), 3050 nucleotides long. It is a transcript of the gene beta'COP, whose product is annotated as coatomer subunit beta'. Gene Ontology annotation, molecular function: structural molecule activity; protein binding. The record is from RefSeq and is a predicted model, not a curated record. The transcript has 17 exons. The coding region runs from base 125 to 2929 and encodes 934 amino acids. Gene Ontology annotation, cellular component: COPI vesicle coat. NCBI's taxonomy places the organism in Eukaryota, Metazoa, Arthropoda, Insecta, Lepidoptera, Gelechiidae. Gene Ontology annotation, biological process: intra-Golgi vesicle-mediated transport; endoplasmic reticulum to Golgi vesicle-mediated transport; intracellular protein transport.